This is a messenger RNA of Drosophila montana, 2211 nucleotides long. Its product is annotated as glutathione hydrolase 1 proenzyme. The transcript has 5 exons. The record is from RefSeq and is a predicted model, not a curated record. Gene Ontology annotation, biological process: glutathione catabolic process. Gene Ontology annotation, cellular component: plasma membrane. Gene Ontology annotation, molecular function: glutathione gamma-glutamate hydrolase. NCBI's taxonomy places the organism in Eukaryota, Metazoa, Arthropoda, Insecta, Diptera, Drosophilidae. Bases 65 to 1846 code for a protein of 593 amino acids.
UUUUGCGGAAAGCAGGCAAAAUAAGGCGAAUCGAAAAUAAAUAUGAAUAUUAGACUAAACAGUUAUGCACUUGCAAUGGAUUUGUAGUUGGUACUCGUCUAUUUUUGCACUAAUUUGUGUGCUAAUUGCAAUAUACUUGCAUAGUCCUGUGGCAAAGCGUGGCAAACGGAAUGCACCGAGGACUCCACCAAAUCCUGAGGAGCCAUUGCCGCCCUCCAGUUCGCCGCUGCACCAAUUCAAGCAGACAGGCAUAUGCACGGACAACACUCCCUGCAGUCUGAUAGCCAGGGAAACAUUGGCUCUUGGUGGCAGUGCGGUAGAUGCUGCGCUGACCGCACUGAUCUGCAAUGGCUUCACUGGGAUGCAGAGCAUGGGACUGGGUGGUGGCAUGAUCAUGAACAUUUACAUGCACAAGGAGCGACGGGCAUAUACUAUUCUCAGCCGGGAGAUUGCACCACGCUCUCUCUCGCCCGAGAAUUUUACGGUCUUUGAGAGCGAACAACAAUUGCAGCAGUCCGCAUGGUCAAUCGCUGUGCCCACCGAGCUGCUGGGCUAUGCGUUGGCCCAUGAGCGUUACGGCAAACUGCCCUGGAAGGAUUUGGUUAUACCGACGAUCUCGCUGUGCCUCGCCGGAUAUCAGCUUUAUAAACAUCAAUACGAUGCGCUCAUACUGAAUGGGUAUAUGAUCAAAAAUGAUGCACUACUGCGCCAAAUGUUUGUCGAUCCCAGGACGGGUGAUUUCUGGCCAAUUGGUACUCAUAUACAGCCGCCCAAGCAGCUAUGCGACACUUAUGAAGAAAUUGCCUUAAAAGGACCGCGCAGCUUCUACAAAGGAUCGCUGCUAAAAAAGCUUCAUUGUGAUUUGCGCGAUAUUGGCAGCGGCAUAACCAUAGUCGAUUUGACGAACGCACAAGCUGAACUCAAGGAUUCUAUAAUUGUACCGUUAGAUGAGUAUGAUAUGCAUUUGACGCCACCGCCAGGCAGUGGACACAUCCUUGGCCUUAUAAUGAACAUACUGCAUACGUAUCGAGCGGACUUCGCAGCAGCACGAGAUUUGGGUCCCUUGGAAACCCAUCGGAUAGUGGAGGCUUUGAAAUUUAGUUUUGUUCAGCGUUGGCAAUUGGAGGAUGGAGCUGAUGAAGAGUUACUGGCCAAGCUGACAAGUCCAACGUUUGCCGCCAGCAUCGCCAAACUGAUUGAUGAUACUAAAACGUACAACAGCUCGGAGCACUAUGGGGCAUUAUCGGACAUACAAUCGCGUAACGAGCAUGGCACAUCGCAUAUUUCGGUGCUGCACAAUAAUGAUGCGGUUUCAGUGACCAGUUCCUUAAACUUUUAUUUUGGCAGUGGACGCAUGGGCAAACGCACUGGCGUUCUGUUCAAUAAUGCCAUGUCCGACUUCUCUAUGAAGCAUCUGAAGAACUAUUUCGAUCUGCCGUAUGUGGAUGGCAGGAAUGUGAUAGCUGGCGGUGCCAGGCCCAUGUCCUCAAUGUCUCCAGUCAUUGUUACGGAACGCUCCACCGGUCAAGUACGACUGGUAGUGGGCGCGGCUGGAGGCACAAAAAUCAUAUCGGCUCUUGUGCCGCUGCUGGUUCGAAUGCUCUGGCAGCAGGCGGACAUUAAAAAGGCCAUCGAUGCCAACAGAUUCCAUCAUCAGAUGCAGCCCAAUGUAAUACAGUACGAAUACGGCAUGCUCCAAGCACAUGUCGACAGCCUCCAGGCCAAAGGUCAUCAGUGCGAACGCUAUCGAAAUCGUGGCUCAGUUAUUUGUGGCAUUGCCCAAAAUAACGACAGCAUUUCCAUCAAUUCGGACUAUCGUAAAAUAGGCUGUGUGGCUGGUUUUUAGACAAUCGACGAAGCGGCUGGUUUUUAGACAAGACGCUGUAACAUAUCUUCCCAAAGAUCACGGAAAUUAAGGAGUCGGGUAUACGAUUGUAAAAGCCGAAAACGAAUAUAAAGCAGAGUGAAUAUAGCCGUGUCCGUCUGUCGGAAUUGUCCGGAUCUGAUUUGAUAUAGUCUCAUAUAGCUAAUAUAUGAUCUGUAUGCUAAGCUCUUUUGUGUUUCAAUAUACGUUCUACAAACUUGGGAGCUUGUCAAAAUCGGUCCACUUUAUCACAUAGCUCUAUAAGAGAAUCUGUCGUAUUACAAAGUUUUCUGUUCUUUAAUAUAUCUUAACCAAACUCAGCAACUAAUCUCCUAAGAGAUCUGCAA